Molecule: messenger RNA, 894 nt
Organism: Mya arenaria
Lineage: Eukaryota; Metazoa; Mollusca; Bivalvia; Myida; Myidae
Exons: 3
Coding region: 1-894 (297 amino acids)
Biological process (GO): microtubule cytoskeleton organization
Cellular component (GO): microtubule
Molecular function (GO): calmodulin binding; microtubule binding
Source: RefSeq, a predicted model, not a curated record
AUGUACCAUACUGAAGAAGUGUAUGAUAAUGUGCCACUAAGUACUGGAGAAGUGUACGACAAUGUACCACUAAGUCCUGGAGAAGUGUACGAUAAUGUGCCACUAAGUACUGGAGAAGUGUACGACAAUGUACCACUAAGUCCUGGAGAAGUGUACGAUAAUGUGCCACUAAGUACUGGAGAAGUGUACGACAAUGUACCACUAAGUCCUAGAGAAGUGUAUGAUAAUGUGCCACUAAGUACUGGAGAAGUGUACGACAAUGUACCACUAAGUACUGGAGAAGUGUACGAUAAUGUGCCACUGGGUACUGGAGAAGUUACUGGAGAAGUGCCACUCAGUACUGGAGAAGUGUACGAUAAUGUGCCACUAAGUACUGGAGAAGUGUACGAUAAUGUGCCACUAAGUACUGGAGAAGUGUACGAUAAUGUGCCACUAAGUACUGGAGAAGUGUACGACGAUGUGCCACUAAGUACUGGAGAAGUGUACGACGAUGUGCCACUAAGUACUGGAGAAGUGUACGACGAUGUGCCACUAAGUACUGGAGAAGAGUUUCAUAAUGUACCACUAAGAACUAGAGAAGUGCCACUCAGUACUGGAGAAGUGUACGAUAAUGUACCACUAAGUACUGGAGAAGUGUACGAUAAUGUGCCACUAAGUACUGGAGAAGUGUACGAUAAUGUGCCACUAAGUACUGGAGAAGUGUACGAUAAUGUGCCACUAAGUACUGGAGAAGUGUACGAUAAUGUGCCACUAAGUACUGGAGAAGUGUACGACGAUGUGCCACUAAGUACUGGUGAAGUGUACGACAAUGUACCACUAAGUACUGGAGAAGGGUGUGAUAAUGUAUCACUCAGUACUGGAGAAGUGUACGAUAAUGCGCCACUAAGUACUUAA